Molecule: messenger RNA, 2057 nt
Organism: Sinocyclocheilus rhinocerous
Lineage: Eukaryota; Metazoa; Chordata; Actinopteri; Cypriniformes; Cyprinidae
Gene: btr30
Product: bloodthirsty-related gene family, member 30
Exons: 10
Coding region: 85-1851 (588 amino acids)
Molecular function (GO): zinc ion binding; protein binding
Source: RefSeq, a predicted model, not a curated record
CACUGCACACCAAUAAAAGAGGAGCAUAAUUCAACAUUCAACAAAACAUCGGAAACAAAUCAGAGGCAGUCAAAGAAGCACAAGAUGGCCCAGCUGGACAGUGAUCUUUUCUCUGAGCAGGAGCUGACCUGCUCCAUCUGCCUGGAUCUCUUCAGUAAGCCUGUUUCCACGCCAUGCGGACACAACUUCUGCCAGGGCUGCAUCGGGGGCUACUGGGCCUCCAGCUCCGUCUGCACCUGCCCACUGUGCAAACGGGUGUUUGAGGAGCGUCCUGAGCUCAGCAUAAACCGUGUGUUUGCACAUAUCGCUCAGAAAUAUAAAGAGAUGCACUACGAUGGGCCUCCUCAACCGAAGCCAAGGCAAAAAGCGGUUAUUACCGGAGCUUCGCUAGCUGAUGCAGAGCAGAUUUUAUGUGACGUCUGCAGUGGCAAGAAAAAGAAAGCUGUCAGCUCCUGUCUGACGUGCACUGCAUCAUACUGUGAGAUUCACGUACUGCCACAUCAGCAGACGUUGUUCUACGCCUCCCAUCAACUGCUGGAUCCUCAUGAGGCCCUGCGAGGCCGAACCUGCCAGGAGCACCACCGGCUGAUGGAGGUUUACUGUCGCACGGAUCAAAAGUGUAUUUGUGCGAUCUGUGUGCUGGAGGAACACCGCACACACACCACAGUCUCAGUGCAGACAGAACGCGCUAGCAAGCAGAGACUCCUGGGGAAAACAGAACUGGACCUUCAGACAUGUAUUGACAAAAGAAAUGCCCAGCUGACUGAGCUGAAGAGCAAACUACAUGCCUUGCAGAGCUACGCUCAGGCUGAGCUGUCCGAGGUGGAGCAGCUCCUGUCUGACGUCACACACUCGGUAGAUCGCAUCCGCAGCGAGCUGGUGGGCGGGAUUGAGGAGAAGAGAGAGGCUGUGAUUGGACGAGGACAAAGCAUCGUCACCCAGCUUGAGACAAAGUUAGCGCAGCUGCAAAAGCGCCGAGGUCGACUAGAGGCACAGGCUAUUUCGGAUGACCAUAUCGGCUUCCUUCAGAGUUUUGAGGAAGCCAACAGUCCCUUGCAGGACUCAGAUAUGGACAUGCAUGAGGUGGAUGAGCUGACCCUACGCUUCUCAUUUGGGGACGUCAAAGCAGCUUUAGGAGAGAUCCGGGAAAGACUGGAUGACAUACGCUGUGGGGAAGUGCAUUACCGGCACUCUGUGUCGACAUUAGCAGAGAGUGAGAGUAUGAUGAGUGUUCGAUCAAUGAGGAGGAAGGAGUGGUCACUGAAAGAUCUACGGAAAUUAAAAAUAGGCCACAAAAAGGUUAAAAGCUAUCUUGAGGACGUAACGCUGAAUCCAACUACAGCGUACCCGUUCCUUAUCCUCUCAGACGACCGCAAACAGAUGAAACGCGGCGAGAAGCUGCAGUUCUACAGGAACAACUCGCACCGCUUUGAUGUUUGGUCCUGUGUGCUCGCGAAAGACGGCUAUGAGUCUGGAAGACACUACUGGGAGGUAAAUGUUGGUGAGAAUAAGGACUGGAAGCUGGGAGUGGUGCGUGACUCGGCCCAGAGGAAAGGUCUGUUUGACAUGACCCCUGCCAUUGGCUACUACGCGCUGUGGUGGAGCGGGAACCAUUUACGCGCUCUGACCGCACCGCCUCUCGCUAAGGUUAAGGUCACGGGUCACUUGCGGCGUAUCGGCAUCUAUCUGGACUGUGAGGAGGGUCAGCUGGUCUUCUACAAUGCCAAGACAGGAUCUGAGGUGUAUUCAUUUACAGUAGCGUUCUCAGAGAAGCUGUUCCCACUGUUCGGCACGGGCGAUAAAGAUGUGCCGCUGAUGCUGAUGUCUCCAUUUGUCAGUGUCCCAGAAUGAGAAUGUGUGACGCUUGAAGGACAAAAGCAAGGAAGAAGAAAGGCUGAUCAUCUUUGUAGAAAGUAAGGCAGAACUCCUGAAAAUGAGUUCAGGGCUAAGAAAAGAGAGAUUAAUAAUGUAGGCCACUCAGACCUUGUGGUUUACCUGUAGGUCAGGGGUUAGGGAAUGCAGAAACUAUGAAGUGAAAUAAAGUUGAAAUUACACGC